AUGGAUGAUACUUACAAAAAUGCACCAUCAAGUGUUAUUAAUCUACAGGAAGAAGAAAUAAAUAAUUUUCUUAUAAGUAAUAAAGAGAUUGAUACAAAUUCGAAACCGAGUAAUCAACAAGAUGUGAGUGAAAAGACAAGCAUAUCGAAUUCACACUAUGAAAAUGUUUUAAAUAUUAAAUACAGAACAACGAAUAGUGAGGAGGUGAAUGUAAAAGAUGAAAAUAAAGAGCAAAACAAGAUAACAAGUGAAGUUAAUAAUGUAGAAGGUAUUUACAAUUUUGGAAGUCCAUGUAGUGAGAAUAACAUAAAUAAGAGUUAUAACAACAAUAAUAAUAACGGUGGUAGUAAUAGUACUAGUAAUACUAAUGAUAAUGAUAAUAAUAAUUGCCUUUUUAAUGAUUUGAAGAAGAAUAAAAGUAAUUAUUACAGUAGUAAAGGAUCUAGCAGUUUCGAAAAAUUGAACACUGCAACCAGCGUUAGUGAACAAGAUUUAUUUUUUAAUUCAAACGAUGGCAUAAAUUAUUCGAACUGUAACAGAAUUAAUCAUAACUUAAAUAGUAAAAGUAAUAUGUUAGAUAAUGCUUUUGUCCCGUUGAACGUUCAUAGAAUUAUAAAGGACAAGUGUAACGGUGGCUGUAGUGUUAUAGACGAUGAGCUUGAUGAAGAGAAUCAUCUGAAUAAUUAUAAGUGUAAUGGAAGUAGUAGUAGUUGUAAAAAUAAUAUCAGUAAUAGUAACAAUAUUGCUAGUAAUAGUAGUAAGAGUGGUGAUUUAAGUUAUAACACGAGUAAAAAUAUGAACAAGAAAAGAAUUGAUACGUCUAAUGGCUUAAAUAAACCAGUUAAUAUGAACAAUAUUUCCAAAAGGGGUAUACCUAAACUAAGAAACGCAAAUUUGAAGAGUAUUAACAGUAGCGGAGGGUUUAAUAACACGAAUAAUAGUACUUUUAAGAAUUACAAUUUAAACAAAAGAAAAACAAAAAACUUGAAUAACUUUUUACAUACAGAAGUUAAUGGAAGUUGCGAAAAAAUGUACUCAAAUAUAAAAAAAAAUUUUCAAAUAAAUGAAUUUGCAAAUGUAGAUAAUAAUAUGAAAAAUAUAAAUUGUAUGGAGUCUUGUAAUUUUUGGCAGGAUAAUGUUAACAGUAGUAUGCACACUUUUAGGGGUAAAAAUGAUGAGGAGAACAACAACGACAUUUCACAAAAUGAUGAAAAUGUGCCAAGUGUAAGUACAAGCAGAAAUUGUAUUAAAGAUGGUAUCCUCAUGAUUGAAUCAAAUAUGAUAGACGAUAAUGUAAAUAGCGAAGAAUAUUUUAAUAUAUCAAGAAAUUCUAGGAGUAAUGAUAAGAACAAAUACUAUGCUCCUGUGAGUAGUAGCUAUAACAGCAUGUCAAAUGAUAAGGAAAAUUACUACAGGGUGUUAGAGUAUAAGGAGGAUAGACGUUGCAACAAUUACAGCAAUUCUAACAUUUGCAAGGAUGGUUUUGAUACAAAUAAUGUAGGUACGCAUGUGUCUAAUGUUAGAAGUAAUGAAAGUAUUAUUAAUAAUGACAGUAAUAUAUAUGACAGUAUGUAUGAGGAAAAUACGAUAUCACACAGUAAUUUAAGUAAUGAAAAGAAUUAUCAAUACUAUAAUAAAAUGAGUGAGAAAUAUUUAAAUAAUGUGAAUGUAGAUAAUUAUAACGAUAAAUCCUGUGCUUCGUUUGGGGUUACUAAUGGUAGAAAGAAUGAAUGUCCAGUAGGCAUUGAUAACAGUGAGGAGUGUAAAAAUAUAUCUCAUGAACAUUUCCUUUUUAAAAAUCAGCACAAGAUAUUUAAUGGUAAUAUGAAUUAUUAUAUUACAUUAAUGAACAAAAAUUUCAACAAAGUCAAUAGUUCUGUUCAUGUUAACACAAAAGACUUGAAGGAACAUUACAUUAAGACGGAUAGUACUAUAUACAGGAAUACUCUAACAAAUACAUGUAAAAACAAAGAGGACGAAAAUGAAGAAAUAUAUCAAGAUUAUAAUUAUUACGAUAGUGAAAAUAUGAACGUAAUGCAUAGGAAUUAUGAGGAAGAUAUUUUUAAAAAGAGAAAAAAUAUUAAAUCGAACUUGAAGAAUAUGGGUAAUUCUGAUAUUUUGGGGAAAAAUGAACAUCAUGAUGAUAAUAUAAAAUUGCAUGAAAAAGGUUUAGAUAUUUCUAUGAAUUUGAACAUUCAAGAAAAUUUGUCUUUUUUAAAUUUCGAUGACACCGGAACUGAUUGGAGGUAUAAUCAGGAGAUCGACAAUUUUGUAAGCAAGGAAAAUAAUCGGAUAGGCUGUUCGAGUUUUUAUGAUAAAAUGAAAUUGAGUAAGACCAUGGAUUUUGAAAUGCAUGGAGAAGGUAAUAAUAAUAUUUAUAGUGGUGAUGAGCAAGGAAAUUAUGGAGAAAAAGAUAACAUUUUUAUAGUAUCUAUGGAUGAUAGUGAUACUUGCAGCGGAAUUUUGAAUAGAAAUAUGAACCAUGUUAUACAGAAUGAAAAUAGUCAUGGUAUAGGUGUUACUUUUAAUGCCUUUAAUUUUAGCAAACAUUUCAAGGGUACAAGCUUGGAGAAUUUGAAUAGUAGAAAUAAUAUUGAUACAACAUGCAGCAAUUUAAACAAUGAUGAGAAUAUUCAUAAAAAUGAUAGUAACGAUAUUACUUUGACGGAUGACAAUAAUUUAAAUGUUUCCAUUGCAGAUAAAACAGUGGAGAAUAAUAUAAGUGGUGUAAACAGUGGUAGCAUUGUAAAUUACAGUAUGAAUAGCGCGAAUAUGAAUGAGAAAAAUUUUUCAUUUAUUAAAAAAAAUAAAAAUGAAUGUGCAAAAAAGUGUAUGGAUGAUAAUACUUUAAUUUGUGCGGUGAACUUGGAACAUUUGGAUAAGAAGGAAAAGAACAGUAAUAACGUGAAGAAAGUGAAAAAGAAGAAUACUGAUAUAAAAAAUGUGAAAAAUAAUAUACAUAUCAACGACAAGACUAAUAUUAACAAUAACUCUAGCUGUAAAAGCAACAUUAAGGAUAACUCAAACGAAGGUAUUAGUAAAACCACUAAAAAGGGUAACAAGGAAUCAACCACAACUAAUAUUAGUGCAAAUGUAGCUAAAACGAGCGAACUUAUCUUAUGCAAAACAAAUAUGAAUAAUUUGAUAACGAGUGAUAUUUCGUCAGUCAUUAAUGACAGUACCAAAAAGGUGGACUUGAAAAAUGUUGAUGAGAAUAAUAAUGGUAGCUGUAACAGUAAUAAUAUUGAUGAUGUGGAUAAGGAAAAUAUAGAUAAUGAAAACAUUGGUGAUGAUAAUAAUGGUAAAAUGUACAAUAAGAUGGAUAAAAGAAGCAGUAUUAAUAGUAGCGAUAAUGUCCAAUUGAAGAUCAUUAGUAAUUUCAGUAAUGAUAGUACUAACAACACCAGUAGUAAUAGAACUUCUAAUAACAUUAUUAACGAUAGUAAUAGUGGUAAUGAUAAUGAGAAUGACAUGGUUGCUGAUGAUAACAGUAACGAUGGAAAUAAUAGCAGGAGCAACAACUCAACGAACAAAAAUAGUUUAAGGGUUCCUGAAGGUAAUUCAGAUCUUGUUAAUGAUGAACCUGCAAAUUGUAAUGUAUCCAAUUAUGAUAUAGCCAAUUAUGAUAUAGCCAAAUAUGAUAUAGCCAAUUAUGAACCAGCUAAUUAUGAUCACUUUAAAUUUGACAACUAUUCUUUUAAAAGUGAAAUGAUAAGAAAUUAUAAAUCUAGGAACAAUGGCUUCUUAAAAUUUUCGUCAAGUAAUUUACUUAAUAGUAAGUUUAAUGAGUGUUCAAAUAGUAAUUCCUUUAUGCAUAACAGAUAUAAUACAGAUGAAAAGGGAAAUGGUAGCCUACCGAAUUCUUUACAAGCUAUUAAUAAGUUUAAUAAAAAUGCUGGUAAAUAUAGCAGUAACAUAAUCAGAGAAAAUAAUUUUAAUAUAUACUCAAGCAAUAUGGACGAUGGAAUGCAUAUGGACAGGAAAAUUCUUCAUCCCCCCGAUUUUUUAAAUGUCACCAAUAAUAAUAAUGGCAGUAAUAACAAUAAUGAUAGCAAAGAUAAUAAUAAUAAUAAUAAUAAGGAUAGCAAUGAUAAUAAGGAUAGCAAUGAUAAUAAGGAUAGCAAUGAUAAUAACCAUAACAUUCAUAACAAUAAUAUAUAUGACGUAGGUAUCGAAAUGCAUGGUGGAUAUUACCUACCCAUUACAAACAACCCUUUAGAAAACGAUGGAAACAUAAAUUUAUCAAUAAAUGAAAAGGACAAAGAAAUUAUGAACCCAAUUUUUUGUUGUAAUAAGCAAAGUAUUAAAAAUGACCAUGGUAUGAAUUCUGAUACCUUUUGUAGUAUCCCUAAUAAUUUAAGUGAUGAAAAAAAUGAUGAUAUAAUGUUUAAUACUAACAACAAAUUAGAUAAAUAUAAUGAUAUAAAUAAUGGUAAAAAUAUGUACCUCCCUCAUUUAGGUAUCAGGGGCAAUAUGUACAAUACUCAUAAUAACAACCUUAAAACUAAUGAGGAAAAUAUAUUUUAUAGUGUGGAUGAUGAACAAAAUAUUGUAUAUAAAAAUAUGGAAAAUGUGCAUAAUUUUACAGAUACUAUGAUUAAUAGUGCUACAAAUAAAUGUAUUUAUAAUGAAAUAAAUAAUUUACAACCAAACAGUGAUAACGAUCUAUAUAUUAUGGGAAAUAGCGAAUGCAUGUUUAAUAAUAUAGAAGACGAUAUAUAUAACGAGUUAAGUAAUUUACAAGGGAAUGAAAUUAAAUGUAACAGGCAUAGUAAUAAUAGCCAGAACAAUAACAGUAACAAUGAUAUAGGUAAUAUUAGUGGAAGUUUAUGUAAUAACCUCAUAGACACUGAUAAGUAUGAUACCAACAUGAAUAGAAUUGAAAGCAAUAUGGAAUUCAUUUUAGGUGAUAAUGAAGACUUAGAUAAACAGUCAAGAGCUAUGAUGAGAAAUGAUAAAAUAGUUGAACUACAAAAUAUUAUAAAUAGUUUAAAGAUUAAGAAUAGACAACUAGAAAAAGAGUUAACUGAUGUAAAGAACAUGCAUUUAAAAAAAAAACAAAGCAUGAUUUUAAAGAGCUUAAAUAACAAAAUAGAUGACAUUAGCAGCUAUUCAACACUUAAGGAUAAUACAAAUAAUUCUGAUUGUGAUAGUGCCGAUUAUUCAAACAAAUAUAUACAGAACAUAUUAAAUGAUAAAGAAAAAUAUAAUUACGACACAAAAAUAUCUAUUCAAAAGUUUCAUUUAGCUUAUACAAAUAAUUCAAUUGGGAAAUUAAAAAUAGCAGCUCAAAGAGAUAUUAGUGGUUCAUUUAUGGGUCCCAAAGGAAUUCAUGUAAAAACGAUAAAAUCAUCUUUGCAUAUUUCUGUUUAUAAAAGUGCGAAGGAUGUGUGGUUUCCUGGAUUUGCUGAUAGUCAUGUUUUUUUAUUAAAAGGAAAUAUAUUUGGAAUUUUAAGAGCAUGUCAAUUAUUAUAUCAUUACGUAAAAUCAAAAAUGUCCUCAUCUAAAUGUUGUAUAUAUUUAGUUGCUCCCUUUGAGUGUGUGCAAAAGUUAUUAGCAGAUGGAUGCAAAAGAAUGGCUAUUAUUAAAGAGGAAUGUGGUGCAGACGUACGAUUAGGAAAUCUGUAUGUACAAGUGCAUGAAGGGUUUACUGAAAGAUUAAUGGAAAUAAGAGGAAACGAAGUUAGUGUGGAUUGUGCAUUGGAAAAGCUAGUUAUUUUUAUGCAGUCUUGUUUUUCUGUACAGUCAUAUGACUACGAGCUGUUAAAGUAUCCAUGUCGUUCAGUCUUAAAUUUACAAUAA
Messenger RNA from Plasmodium malariae, 5802 nucleotides. Its product is annotated as conserved Plasmodium protein, unknown function. Lineage: Eukaryota; Apicomplexa; Aconoidasida; Haemosporida; Plasmodiidae. The record is from RefSeq and is a predicted model, not a curated record. The transcript has a single exon. Bases 1 to 5802 code for a protein of 1933 amino acids.